GUGAAGUUGUUGUAGUUUAUGUGUGUAAAUUAUAUGCAGGAACCACCAAAAGGAGAGAGAGGACAGAUUGUAGCAAACGCAACCGAAACAUUUAAUAUCAUGGGAGGCCAAACUAAGAAGUGAAUACCAUCAAAAUCAUAACCAUCAAUUGAUAUUAUAAUAAUUGCAAGACAUGUUUAGAGAUCGGACGAAUUUAUUUCUUUCAUAUCGUCGAACUAUUCCACGAUCUAAUCCGAUUGGGAAUUUGCGGGGAGAUAAUUCUGGUCAAACUCGAUUCGAUAAUUUAGAUGAAGAAGAAGAAGGAUUAAUAGGGAAUAACCAUAAUAGCCAACGAAGGAGAGGACAGACCGAGGGGGGUCGAACGAAUGAUAUCGAGAUGAAACCUAUUAUCCCCACCAUCUAUGAUAUAGCGGGGGAUUUGGAUGAUAAAUUGAAAUUAAUCAAGAAUCAAGUGAAUGAUUUGAAUAGUAAUUAUAAACGAUUGAUUAUUAUUAAUAAGAGUGAAAAGAAUAGGAUUGAGAAGAGGAUUGAUGAUUUGAAUUAUGAGAUUUUGAAGAAUUUCGAGAGUUGUUAUAUCAUGAUUAAGAAAUUUGAAUAUUUGAAUUUAAAUUAUAAAAAAUUAGGGUUAAAUUUUAAUGAACUGGAUUUAGAAAUUUUAAAUAAUUUUAAAAAGAAUUAUGCUAUAAAGAUUCAAGAAAGUUCGAUUAUAUUCCGGAAUUUGCAAAAUAAUUAUAUCAAAUUUCUUCGUGAUGAUGAUGAUGAAGAUGAAUUUGAUCAAUUAUUAAAGAAAGAUCAAAAUGAUUCCACCUCCUCGCAUAUCAUUUCCACCAAUACCACCAUCCUUCAAGAAGAACAAGAUCAAGAAAUAGAGAAUUACUCCCGACAAGUCCUUCAACAACAACAACAACAUGCUCCUAAUGCCAAUUCGGCAUUCUUACAACAGCGAGAGAGAGAAAUAUCAAAAUUAGCCAUGGGGAUCAUUGAAAUAUCGACAAUUUUUAAAGAAAUGGAAUCAAUGAUAGUUGAACAAGGAACGAUUUUAGAUCGGAUUGAUUAUAAUUUACAAAAUGCCGCCGUUGACUUAAAAGAUAGUGAUCGAGAAUUAAUCAAGGCUAAACAUUAUCAAAAGAGGACUACCAAAUGUAAGAUUAUUUUCUUAAUGUGUUUGAUUGUGUUUGUAUUGGUGAUUGUGGUAUUGGUUAAACCGCAUGGGACCACCACUGUGAUUGAGAAGCCCGUUAGUUCUCCUCCUCCUCCUAAGACUCCUGAUGUUCCCGCUGAUGAUAGACCAGCAGUGAAUCCACCUGAGGAUGAUUUCGUUGAUGAUGGGGAUGUAAAUAAUGAAUUUCAGAAGAUGGGAUUAAUAUAAUUUUAUAGAAGUAGCUAGCUACCUAAUUAAAUGAAUGAAUAAAUAUAAUUGUAUAUCAAA
Molecule: messenger RNA, 1429 nt
Organism: Scheffersomyces coipomensis
Lineage: Eukaryota; Fungi; Ascomycota; Pichiomycetes; Serinales; Debaryomycetaceae
Gene: TLG2
Product: Tlg2p
Exons: 1
Coding region: 173-1369 (398 amino acids)
Biological process (GO): vesicle-mediated transport; intracellular protein transport; vesicle fusion
Cellular component (GO): endomembrane system; membrane; SNARE complex
Molecular function (GO): SNAP receptor activity; SNARE binding
Source: RefSeq, a predicted model, not a curated record